CGCCGCCGCAAGCACAGUGGCGGAGUCGCCGGCUCCGGCUCCCUACUCCCGGCUCCUGGCGCCCAAGCCCAGGCUGCCGCCAUGAACGGCGAGGAGCAGUACUACGCGGCCACGCAGCUUUACAAGGACCCGUGCGCGUUCCAGCGGGGCCCGGCGCCCGAGUUCAGCGCCAGCCCCCCUGCGUGCCUGUACAUGGGCCGCCAGCCCCCGCCGCCGCCGCCGCCGUUCCCCGGCGCCCUGGGCGCGCUGGAGCAGGGCAGCCCCCCGGACAUCUCCCCGUACGAGGUGCCCCCCCUCGCCGACGACCCCGCGGUGGCGCAGCUCCACCAUCACCUCCCUGCUCAGCUCGCGCUUCCCCACCCGCCCGCCGGGCCCUUCCCGGAUGGAGCCGAGCCGGGCGCCCUGGAGGAGCACAGCCGCGUCCAGCUGCCUUUUCCGUGGAUGAAGUCUACCAAAGCUCAUGCGUGGAAAGGCCAGUGGGCAGGCGGCGCCUACGCAGCGGAGCCGGAGGAGAACAAGCGGACGCGCACGGCCUACACGCGCGCGCAGCUGCUGGAGUUGGAGAAGGAAUUCCUAUUCAACAAGUACAUCUCGCGGCCGCGCCGGGUGGAGCUGGCCGUAAUGCUGAACUUGACCGAGAGACACAUCAAGAUCUGGUUCCAAAACCGCCGCAUGAAGUGGAAGAAAGAGGAGGACAAGAAGCGAGGCGGCGGGACAGCGGCCGGGGGUGGCGGGGGCGCAGAGCCGGAGCAGGACUGCGCAGUGACCUCGGGCGAGGAGAUGCUGGCGCUGCCGCCGCCGCCACCCCCCGGGGGUGCUGUGCCGCCCGCUGCCCCGGUCUCUGCCCGAGAGGGCCGCCUACCGCCCGGCCUUAGUGCGUCGCCGCAGCCCUCCAGCGUCGCGCCUCGGCGGCCCCAGGAAGCACGGUGAGAGGCUGGGGCUGCUCCCUGCUUGCCGGGCGGCUUCGACCCCUCGCCAAGGAGGGGGAGCAGGCCUAAGACCCCGGGUGUGGACGACUGGCCUCGGCAGUUGGAUGGGGCCAGAAAUGCGGGGCCCACCCUAAACCAGCGGGGAAAACCUGCUCUCCCGGGCGCGUGUGCCAACGGGGCCCCGCGGGGAGGGAGGGGAGAUGCUGGCAGGACUUUCGGAAGGAGAAGAGACAUUGGCUUCUGUCAUACUUGGGACCUCUUCCGGUGACAUUAUUGGAUUGACGGUGUCUGCAAUUGCUGCGCACGCCCCUCCCUGCCAGCAACAGCCCCCGUUGGGACCUGUUUAGAGAAGCCGACUAUAAAAAACACGGAAACUGUACAAAUCGGAAACGCGGCCAGCGACUUGAACCGAGUGCCUUAAUCUGCCGGUAGACACAGCCAUUCUUACUCGGGGCGACCACUUCGCCUUUAGAAAUAACUGAAACGUUUGAGGUUUCAACGAGCGGGUGAAAUGGAUCCCAAUGGAAUAGAAUGAGCCCCUCCGCUCCUCCUCUUCCUUUU
Microcebus murinus (gray mouse lemur) is the source of this 1490-nucleotide messenger RNA. RefSeq names its product pancreatic and duodenal homeobox 1 (gene PDX1). NCBI's taxonomy places the organism in Eukaryota, Metazoa, Chordata, Mammalia, Primates, Cheirogaleidae. Gene Ontology annotation, biological process: regulation of transcription by RNA polymerase II; type B pancreatic cell differentiation. The record is from RefSeq and is a predicted model, not a curated record. Gene Ontology annotation, cellular component: nucleus. Gene Ontology annotation, molecular function: RNA polymerase II cis-regulatory region sequence-specific DNA binding; DNA-binding transcription factor activity, RNA polymerase II-specific.